Molecule: messenger RNA, 765 nt
Organism: Hyaloscypha bicolor E
Lineage: Eukaryota; Fungi; Ascomycota; Leotiomycetes; Helotiales; Hyaloscyphaceae
Exons: 5
Coding region: 1-765 (254 amino acids)
Cellular component (GO): plasma membrane
Molecular function (GO): acetate transmembrane transporter activity
Source: RefSeq, a predicted model, not a curated record
AUGGCUAGUUGUAUCUUACUGCUAGGAUUUCAUCUGGAGACGACGAUCGCAACUCUAUCACCUGAAAUAUUCGAGCAGGUGUAUCUGGCCCCCAAACCGCGACUCGAGGGAGGAGAUCUCCGGCACACGUUUGGUAACUCAACCCCAAUUGCUGUUGUCGGUUUGCGCAUAGGUCUGACGCCUUUGUCUAUUGAGCUCAUGGGCUGGAAUGGAGCAGGCGGCCAGACUGCUACUGUUGGAAUAGGGGAAUUCAUCUCAGGAAACCCCUUCCCUUCCGUCGUAUUCCUGAGUUAUUGUUGUCACUACUUGACAUUCGCAUCUACCUACACCCCCUCCUUGCCGCAAUCUCUUCAUUCAACGCAGAUGCUAGCCAGACUCCAAAACCGUUCCUCACAAGUUUUAGUUGAUGCUGACUCGCUCUUAGGCUUCUACUUAUUGAUUAUGAGCCUUCUCUCGCUCAUUUUCUUGACUUGCUCUCUCCGCACCAACGCAGUAUUCGCCGUCGUGUUCGGUGGCGCGACAAUCGGCUUCUCUUCUGGAGCUGGAGCAUUCUGGCACCUUUCGUACGGAAACAACUUAAUAGGCCAGCGUCUACUUGUCGCCACUGGCGGCUGCUUCUUUGGUUCUUGUAUGGCGGGCUGGUACUGGUUAUUUGAAAUCAUGAUGACUGCGGUUGAUAUGACGUUCGUCGUCCUAGUUUGCGACUUGAGCACUCUUAUCAAAGGUAUGAACGAUCGGAAAAAGCCUCUUGCUCUCACAGAAUAG